UUGAGUAACGUGCAUAACUGUAUUCAGUAUUAUGAGUAUCUUAUUCUUAUGUAAUCAAAUUCAUUUCUGUAACAGAAACUGAAUGAUUAUCCAUAAAAUGAACAUGUGUUAAAAGAUAGAAUAUUCGAAUAUGUAUAAAAAUUUCUCAAAGAUUUUCAAAACAUCAAAAACUCUGCGUAAUGCGAACGUUAAUCCGAAUUUCCUCGUGUCCCAGUCAAAAAUUGUCGUCUCAAAACAGUCAACAUGGAGUAGAAGGCAAUUUUACAGCACAAAUACUAAGAAAAAAGAGAACAUAGACUUAACAGAAUUUAGUCCUGAAAGAAUUAGAAAUUUUUGUAUCAUUGCUCAUGUUGAUCAUGGAAAGAGCACCCUGGCAGAUCGAAUGCUGGAAAUUACAGGUGUUAUACCUGAGAACCAGAAGAACGAGCAGGUGUUGGACAAACUCCAGGUAGAGAGGGAGAGAGGCAUCACGGUGAAGGCCCAGUCAGCCAGUCUGUUCUACAGUGUGGAUGGUGUGACUUAUCUCCUUAAUCUCGUGGAUACUCCGGGCCAUGUAGAUUUUAGCUACGAGGUUUCUCGCUCUCUGUCAGCAUGCCAAGGAGUCAUCUUAUUAGUGGACGCCAAUCAGGGUGUACAAGCACAAACAGUGGCCAACAUGUACCUGGCAAUAGAAGCUGGGCUAGAAAUCAUUCCUGUGUUAAACAAAAUUGACUUAAAGGGAGCUAACCCAGCUCUGGUCUCAGAACAAAUACAGAAUCUGUACCCUGUGAGUGAUGAGGAAAUUCUAAAGAUUUCUGCAAAACUAGGUACAGGUGUAAGUGAUGUUUUGAAAGCUGUAGUCAAGAGGAUACCCCCACCCCCAUCAGAUCCAAUGAAACCCCUCAAAGCGUUGGUGUAUGACUCCUGGUUUGAUAAGUUUAAGGGAAUUAUAUGCAAUAUAGCUGUCCAGGAUGGAGUUUUACUGAAAGGUGAAAAGGUAACUUUCCAUCAUGCUCAGAAACAUUUUGACAUACAGGAAAUAGGAAUUCUUCAUCCAGAGCAAACUCCUACCAACAUAUUGUUAUCGGGGCAGGUGGGCUAUGUGACAGCAAAUGUCAAGAGCAGCACGGGAACACUGGUCGGGGACACAAUGUAUCACAAGUCUGAACCAGUGGAGCCUCUUCCUGGAUUCCGUCCCGCCAAAGCUAUGGUUUUUGCUGGGAUUUAUCCCAUAGAUCAAUCACAGUAUGCCAAGCUACGAGAAUCCAUCACCAAACUUACAUUUAAUGAUUCCAGUGUCACUGUGACCCAAGAUUCUAGUGCUGCCCUUGGUCCUGGGUGGUGUAUCGGGUUUCUUGGACUUCUACACAUGGAUGUCUUUAAGCAGAGACUUGAACAAGAAUUUGAUGCUAAUGUAAUAAUAACAGCUCCUAACAUACCAUAUAAAGUUAAGAUUUUUGGUGCUAAAAAUAUAAAGCAGUACAAAGGAGAAGAAAUAACAAUACUGAAUCCUUCAAAGCUUCCUGUCCAAAAUAUUAUCUCCCAUUAUUAUGAACCGAUGGUCCGAGCCACUCUAAUUUAUCCUGACCUCUACAUAGGAGAAAUUCAAGCUCUUAUUACGGAGAGACGGGGCAACACAGAGAAUCAGACUUAUCUAGACAACUCUCGUGUAAUCCACAAAGUUAUCUUUCCUCUCAACGAGAUUCUUAUCGACUUCUUUGAUGCUUUAAAGUCAGUAACAAAAGGAUACGCCAGUUUUGAUUAUGAAGAUCAUGGAUAUGAAGAAACAAGUUUAAGCAAGGUUAGUUUUACCAUUAAUGAUGCGGAAGUGGAGGAAAUGACAUUACUCUGUCAUACGUCUAAAGCAGAGACUCUCUGUCGGAAAAUCUGCGCGCGUCUCCAAGAGGCAGUGCCUAGGCAACAGUUCAGAGUUCAGAUCAAAGGUCAAGUCAACCAGAAGCACGUCUGCACGGAAAUCGUCAAACCCUUCAGGAAGGAUGUCACCCAGAAACUGUAUGGGGGAGAUGUGACACGGAGAAACAAGCUGCUAGCGAAGCAGGUGGAGGGCAAAAAGAAGCUCCGAAGUCUGGGAAAUAUACAAGUGCCAAAAGAUGUAUUUAUUAAAGUCCUUACACAGAAAUAAACAAUGUACAUACUAUAAAUGCUGAGUUGUUUUGGUUAUCAUUUGUGUAAUCAGAGACCUCUUUCUGUGACAUACUUGGUUCCAUUCUUUCAUAAAUAUUGGGUUGUAUUGGCUUUUGACCCAUAUUUUAUCGUUUCUGUACAUUCCGCGAUAUGACAGGGUUUUUUUUUAAUUUUCAGUAAAAUGAUCAGAAAAAAAGAAUGAAGGAAUAUGAAAAAAAAACGGUCGGAAAAAUAUCAAAAUGUGCAUAUUUUAAAGCAAUUUAAGAACAUUUGGUUGUUAUUUUCAAGACAUAUCUGUAUGUUUUGAUAAGUUAUUUCGAGCCAGUUGGUCAUACAUUAACUUUCUUUCCCAUGCACUAUAAACAGCAAAUAAUCACGAAGUGAAUUCUUCAAUUUCAAAACAUUAUAAACUUUAUCAGCUCCAACAAAAUCUCCAUCCGUUAGGAGGAUCUGGUAGAUAAAGAAUUCAGUCCAUCUUUACGUGUGUGAGGAGUGAUUUCCAUAGCCACUGGUAGACUGCAAUGAGCAGGGCUUUUUUAGCAGUCCUCAGGGUAAAGGAGAAAGAGAUUCCUAUUCGACAAAGAAAUGAGGGUAUUUUUUAUGCUUAAAAACAUUCCAGAAUAAUGUGGGCGAUAUUUAUACAUAACUAGUGCAUAUCAUCCGGAUUG
This is a messenger RNA of Magallana angulata, 2792 nucleotides long. Its product is annotated as translation factor Guf1, mitochondrial-like. Gene Ontology annotation, biological process: positive regulation of translation. Bases 131 to 2122 code for a protein of 663 amino acids. Gene Ontology annotation, molecular function: GTP binding; mitochondrial ribosome binding; GTPase activity. The transcript is spliced from 18 exons. Lineage: Eukaryota; Metazoa; Mollusca; Bivalvia; Ostreida; Ostreidae. The record is from RefSeq and is a predicted model, not a curated record. Gene Ontology annotation, cellular component: mitochondrion.